AUGCCACCCAUCCUCAUCCCAAGGCUUCGUUUUCUUCGCGUGCUGUAUGCACGUCGACACCAGUCUUCGCUUCCUUCUUUUGGAUUUGAGUUAAAGCGCCCAACAUGCAAUGAUGACCGUCCAAUUUACUUUGACGUGCAGGCCACUACAAACAUCGACCCGCGCGUUCUUGAUGCCAUGCUUCCGUGGAUGACUUACGGAUUCGGAAAUCCGCACUCCAGAACACACGCAUAUGGCUGGGAAACCGAGGCUGCUGUAGAAGAAGCAAGAACAUCUGUGGCCUCGCUCAUUGGGGCAAGCACGCCGUCAGAAAUCAUUUUCACUUCCGGAGCUACCGAGUCUGUAAACAUGGCCAUCAGAGGUAUUGUGCGCUUUUAUGGCAGCACUACGCAAGUUCCACACAUCAUCACUUCGGUCGUUGAGCACAAGUGUGUGCUAGAUACAUGCCGAUUUCUGGAAGAGGCCGGGGAAGCCACAAUCACUUACCUUCCCGUCAACAAACAAGGCAUAGUCGAUGUUGAGAGUGUGAAAGGCGCUCUACGGCCAGAAACCCGUCUCAUCUCCAUCAUGGCUAUUAAUAACGAAAUUGGGUCUAUUCAGCCGAUCACGGAAAUCGGGCGUGUCGCUCGAUCUCAUGGUGCCUUUUUCCAUUGCGAUGCCGCUCAAGCCGUUGGAAAGAUCCCGAUUGAUGUUGAAAAGUCAUUUAUCGAUUUACUUUCCAUUUCCGGGCACAAAAUCUACGGACCCAAAGGUGUAGGAGCUCUUUUUAUCCGACGUCGUCCCCGUGUUCGUUUGACACCGCUAUUCACGGGUGGGAGCCAGGAGCGGUCAUUGAGAUCCGGUACCAUACCCGCGCCUCUUGUUAUCGGCCUUGGGGCUGCGUUUCGUGUCGCUGCUCAGGAGAUGGAUGCCGAUAUAAAACACAUCGAUCACCUUUCCAACCGCCUCAUCCGCGGUCUGUUUGACCAACUUCCGAUGAUCGAGCGCAAUGGUGCAGUUUCUUCAGAUGGGACUUCAAAUGCUUCCCUUUAUCCAGGAUGUGUCAACAUUUCCUUCAGCUGUGUCGAGGGCGAAUCUUUGCUGAUGGCACUUAAAGAUGUUGCGUGUUCAUCAGGCUCUGCUUGCACCUCGGCUUCGCUGGAGCCCUCUUAUGUGCUUCGAGCCCUCGGCACUGAAGAAGACAUGGCCCAUUCCUCCAUCCGCUUCGGAAUUGGGCGCUUCACCACCAGGGAUGAGGUAGAUGCUGUCACCCAACGAACAGUGCGUCAUGUGCGGCGGUUGCGGGAAAUCUCCCCACUCUGGGAAAUGAUACAACAAGGCAUUGAUCUCCGUAAGAUCCAAUGGACUGGGCAUUAA
Mitosporidium daphniae is the source of this 1356-nucleotide messenger RNA. Its product is annotated as putative cysteine desulfurase Nfs1. Bases 1 to 1356 code for a protein of 451 amino acids. The transcript has a single exon. Gene Ontology annotation, biological process: [2Fe-2S] cluster assembly. NCBI's taxonomy places the organism in Eukaryota, Fungi, Microsporidia. Gene Ontology annotation, molecular function: cysteine desulfurase activity; pyridoxal phosphate binding. Gene Ontology annotation, cellular component: cytosol; nucleus; mitochondrion. The record is from RefSeq and is a predicted model, not a curated record.